UUGCUCGGACGAACAAAGUGCCGCUUCCGUAAAAUUGGGAUAGCAAAAUUUCUUCAAAAAUUCACCCCGUCGUUAGGCUAAAACUCCUGCGCAUCGCAAUGCCCCCCUUUCCAUGCCUGCACUGCACUGCACAUUCUCCUCUCCCUUCUCUAACUCUCUCCAAACGCGUUCCUUUCUCAUCAACACCCGUUCUCCUGUCCCCUCGUCCGCCGAACACCUGUCGUGCAACUGUCAACGUGACAACCCAUGCAAUUCCCAUCCCAAGCAUCGCGCAAGCGCGUUUCAGAAACCCACGCGCCUCCCUCCCGCCGCCCAGGCUCCCCCAGGACGCAUUCCACCCGCGUGUUGUUAAACUAGCCUCAGCUCGCGUUCGGGUCCGGGCUCGACCCAGCGCUAACUUUAGGGCUUUCGGUUCGGAGUCGGGACGUUUUGCAAAUUGCUUGCAUGCACUGCACUGCCGUUGAUGGCUUUUCGGUUCGCGAAGAUAGAUUGAUUGGCGGGCCUGAGGCGGGGAGAAUGCUGUUGGGAGUGUUGGAGAGGGGAAUAGAAAGAUAUUGUAUCUGAGGAAGGCUUCUGUAGGAGAAAGAGGUGUUGGAAAAAGACAAUAU
Messenger RNA from Trematosphaeria pertusa, 608 nucleotides. RefSeq lists its product as uncharacterized. The record is from RefSeq and is a predicted model, not a curated record. Lineage: Eukaryota; Fungi; Ascomycota; Dothideomycetes; Pleosporales; Trematosphaeriaceae. The transcript has a single exon. The coding region runs from base 99 to 464 and encodes 121 amino acids.